This is a messenger RNA of Vigna radiata var. radiata (mung bean), 792 nucleotides long. Its product is annotated as probable L-type lectin-domain containing receptor kinase VII.2. The transcript has a single exon. Bases 1 to 792 code for a protein of 263 amino acids. Gene Ontology annotation, molecular function: protein kinase activity; ATP binding. Lineage: Eukaryota; Viridiplantae; Streptophyta; Magnoliopsida; Fabales; Fabaceae. Gene Ontology annotation, biological process: protein phosphorylation. Gene Ontology annotation, cellular component: plasma membrane. The record is from RefSeq and is a predicted model, not a curated record.
AUGGGAAGUUUAGACAAAAGGAUAUUUGAGUGUGAAGAGAGAAUGGUGAUGGCAUGGGAAGAGAGGAUUCAAGUUUUGAAAAAUGUAGCCACAGGGAUUCUGUACCUGCAUGAAGGUUGGGAAGUUAAGGUCUUGCAUGGGGACAUCAAAGCGUGCAAUGUUCUUCUUGACAAGGAAAUGAAUGCAAGGCUGGGAGAUUUUGGAUUGGCUCGUAUGCAUGAUCAUCAUGGACAAAUUGCCAGCACAACAAGAGUAAUUGGGACAAUAGGAUACAUUGCUCCUGAAGUGAUUCGAACAGGAGCAGUGUCAACUAUGUCUGAUGUGUUUGGUUUUGGAAUAUUGGUAAUGGAAGUAAUUUGCGGGAGAAGAUCAAUUGAAGAACAUAAAGCAGGUCUUAUUGAUUGGUUGAUGUCUCUAAUGGUGGAAGGCCAAUUGCAAAGUGCUGUUGAUGAAAGGUUGAAGGGUAAAUGGGGAUACAGCACAGAGGAAGCUGAAAGAUUGCUUCAUUUGGGUUUGUUGUGUUCAAAUUCAGACCCUGGCAUUCGACCAACGAUGAGGCAGGUUGUGAAAAUGUUGGACGGGGAAAUGGACAACACUGAGGAAGAAAACAUGGAGAUGAGUUUGCUUGGAAAAGUAAAAUCAGCUGCAAUGUGGUCUAAAUGUGCUUUUCCAUGCAGUGGUUACCCAACAUUUGAUGAAAUUAAGAUGUUCAGUUUCAAUUCUAAGACCUCUGGAAGUGGCUCAACCACUUUUCCAGGAUCAGAAUCAGAAAUCAUCAUAGUAAACAGAUAA